AUGCGAGUCCUGAGUCCGGAGGAGCCAAAACGAAUUGGCAAAGGCGAUGAGAAAGAUCGAAUCAUUCAACCAGGGUGUUUGCUGGGAGACCGUGACCCAGCUUGGUUAGAGUUGGAUCGUCAUGCGCCACGCUCAACACCGCGUCGUUUGGAGUGCUACUUCAAUGUGGCUGUGAGUAUGCGAUACCGUGCAGCCGUUGGAGAUCUCAAACAUGCAAUUUGCCAGUGCAUGCUACAACAUCGACGGCAAGGCAAGUUGCACGCCUCCCCUCCCAACGGAAGCAUGGAAGGUCGUCAUGUUGUGGCUGGAGUUAACGGCCUAGCGGAACCAGAGCUUGAAAUGAAGAUACGAAGUAUCAAGCCCAAUGGCAUUUCGCGGGGCGUCGUGUCAGAUGCUGGCUUUGCUAAUGCCGAAGCUGAGCACAGUCCGGGAGCCUACGCCAUUUUGGCCUUUGACGACAAGCUCAAGGACGGCUACGGAGUUCCUUGGUCAAUGAUUUCGUGGAGAACUGGUCUAAUCCAAAAAGUUAUGAACUCCACGCUAGCAGCUGAGACACAAAGCUUGAGCGGGUGA
Symbiodinium sp. CCMP2592 is the source of this 573-nucleotide messenger RNA. The record is from the annotation of a GenBank genome assembly. NCBI's taxonomy places the organism in Eukaryota, Dinophyceae, Suessiales, Symbiodiniaceae.